Molecule: messenger RNA, 1062 nt
Organism: Gaeumannomyces tritici R3-111a-1
Lineage: Eukaryota; Fungi; Ascomycota; Sordariomycetes; Magnaporthales; Magnaporthaceae
Product: dihydroorotate oxidase
Exons: 1
Coding region: 1-1062 (353 amino acids)
Biological process (GO): UMP biosynthetic process; 'de novo' pyrimidine nucleobase biosynthetic process
Cellular component (GO): cytoplasm
Molecular function (GO): dihydroorotate dehydrogenase activity
Source: RefSeq, a predicted model, not a curated record
AUGGCAAACUUGGGCUCUGCACGCCCACCGCGUCUCCAGCUCAAUCCACCCCUGCUGAACUCGGCUACUCCAUGGGCUACAAGCCUGAAGGAUCUCCAGAAACUGUACAGCUGUCCCCACACCGGGGCUGUGACUACGAGAACAUCUCUUAUUAAAGGGUUCGAUCACAACCCCGAGGUACAUCAGUAUGCGCUGUACGACACUGUCGCCGUGCCAGCAGCCCUCCCCAGAGGCACUAGCAACGCGAGCUUCAACUCGCUAGGCUACAGCCCGCACACGCUCGCGGAGUACCUAGCAUGGAUCAAAACGGCGGUGUCGACGGCGCCGGCCCCGCGGCCGGGAAAGGCCUUCAUAGUCUCCAUCACCGGGACGCCGCGAGAGGUGGCCGAGUGCUAUAGCAUGGUGGCCGCGGCGCAGCUGGACAUCGCGGCGCCGCUGGCCGUGGAGCUGAACCUUUCAUGCCCCAACAUCCCCGACAAGCCACCUCCAGCCUACGACGGCCCGUCCAUCCUGGAGUACAUCGAGUGGAUCUUGGAGCCGCGGCAGCAGGACCUGCCGCGGGUGGCGCUGGGGAUCAAGACACCGCCAUACACGUACUCGACGCAAUACAGCACUCUUGUCAGCGCGCUCAUCGCGAGCGCCAGCCGGUCGCCGGACGGGGUCUGCCCCGUGAGCUUCAUCACCUCAACCAACACUCUCGGCUCGUGUCUGAUGCUCUCUUCGAUUGGGAGCGGCGGCGGCGGCGGCGGCGACGGCGGUAGUGGGCAAAACCACCAGCAUCACGCGGCCGUACUACCCCUCAGUGGCAUUGGCGGCAUGGCGGGCACGCCGCUGCACCCACUCUCGCUGGGCAAUGUGGCCACGAUCCGACGGAUGCUGGACGAGCACCCGGACAUGCUCGGCCACGUGCAGGUCGUGGGCGUGGGGGGCGUCUGCGACUCUGGCGGCUACAGGCGCAUGAGGUCCGUCGGCGCCGACGCCGUCGCCGUCGGGACGGGGCUGGGGGUCAAGGGGAUCAAGGUCUUUGAGGAGAUAGCCAGGGACGUGGAGGGAGCCUGGUGA